AGGCAGGCAGGCAGAACUGAACUCAGGCCCCAGAGAGGUGGCUGCUGCUCCACCCCGUGUGGUGGCCUCCCUCCUCAGCAUGGCCUCCUGGCUUGGGGAUGCUGCUGGUCCUGACCCACUCAUGGUGCUCCUGGUGGUCAUCCUCCUGGUGCGCUUCAUCCUGUGGUCCUGUCUGGGGACCUAUAUGGACUACAGGCUGGCCCGGCCUCAUCCUGGCAAACCCAAGGAAGAGUAAGCCAGGAGACCAACCCAGGAGGUUUUCGUACUGUGACCAUAUCAUCCCCCUGUGGGUGGGCCACCCACCUGUCCAUUGAGUGACACAGAUGCCUUUAUGCAGGACACCUUUACCCCCGCCCCCCAUGCCUUUCCACUGCUGCUCCCAUGAGUUCUUUAGCUUGGGUUAACCUCCCCAGCUCUUUACCAGCCAGGCAGGUAUACAAUCCUGAUGUCCUAGGCACUGUGCAAAACCAGAAUG
Molecule: messenger RNA, 475 nt
Organism: Peromyscus maniculatus bairdii (prairie deer mouse)
Lineage: Eukaryota; Metazoa; Chordata; Mammalia; Rodentia; Cricetidae
Source: RefSeq, a predicted model, not a curated record